This is a messenger RNA of Xyrauchen texanus (razorback sucker), 2720 nucleotides long. Its product is annotated as cytochrome P450 7A1. NCBI's taxonomy places the organism in Eukaryota, Metazoa, Chordata, Actinopteri, Cypriniformes, Catostomidae. The record is from RefSeq and is a predicted model, not a curated record. The transcript has 6 exons. Bases 90 to 1613 code for a protein of 507 amino acids. Gene Ontology annotation, biological process: cholesterol homeostasis; bile acid biosynthetic process. Gene Ontology annotation, molecular function: iron ion binding; heme binding; steroid hydroxylase activity.
GGGCGCGUCUAAAGGCGAGGCAAAGUACGGGAGGAGGCUGCCAAAUGCAGUCCUGGGGGAAUUGCAAAAACGCACGGAGAUAACCCGAAAUGGAUUCCUUUCUAGUCCUCGUCACGGUUGUUCUUUCUCUUUUUAUAUUAUGGAUAUGCGGGGAAUCGCGGAAAAGGCGAGUAGGAGAGCCUCCAUUGGUGACCAGUUGGCUGCCAUUCUUAGGUGUCACACUGGAUUACGUAAAAAAUCCUUUAGACUUCCUGAGAGAGACUGAACAAAAAUAUGGCAGUAUUUUCACAUGUAAGAUCGCCAGGAAGUACUUCACUUUUGUCACAGACCCCUUUUCUUUCUCCUUGGUUGUGCGGCAGGGUAAAAACCUCGACUUCCAGAAGUUUGCUAUUGGUUUCUCACAGCGGGUUUUUGGCCAUGCAGACUUCAGCUCUCCACUCUUCAGUGAGAGUUAUAGGGAAGUUCACUCCAUCUUCAGACAGACACUUCAAGGCCCGUCCCUGCAGCAGCUGACCGAGAGCAUGCUCAGUAAUAUGCAGGUGGUUGUGGGACGAGGCUUUCCAUGUGAGCACGUCUGGGUCGAGGAGGGUCUGCAGAGCUUCACCAACCGCAUCAUGUUCGAGGCAGGGUUUCUCACUCUGUUUGGAAAGGACGCAGGGUUUCUGCAGGCCGAUAGCAUGUCAGGCACCAGAACGUGCAUGCAGAAAGCAGCGCAAGAUUUUCUGGUGUUUGAUCGCGCGUUUCCUGCGCUGGCUGCGGGGAUUCCCAUCGCACUGUACGUGCAAGCGUGGCGGGCGAGGGAAGCAUUGGCAGAGGAACUGCUGCACAAUGAACUUCAUCGCAGGAAUUGCAUCUCAGAUCUAAUUCAGCGUAGAAUGGACGCAUUUGACCGCAUGCAUUUGGACGAGACUGGGAAAGCGCGCACACAUGUGUGCAUGCUGUGGGCAUCACAGGCAAAUACACUGCCAGCUGCUUUCUGGAGCCUGUACUACACACUGAGGUCUGUCGAUGCUCUCACCGCAGCCCGUUCAGAGGUGUACAGAGUUCUGUCUGGCCAAUCAUUAAACAACCCCGACCAAAGUAUCCACCUUUCCAAAGAGCAGCUGGACUCUAUGGCUGUAGUAGAAAGUAUUGUUCAGGAAGCCCUUCGACUGUCUAGUGCCUCCAUGAUGAUCCGUGUUGCCAAUGAUGACUUUACUCUGACACUUGACUCAGGACAAACAGCAGCAAUAAGAAAAGGAGAUUACAUCGCUCUUUACCCCCAGCUCAUUCACAUGGACCCCGACAUUUACCCCAACCCCACAGAGUUUAAAUAUGACCGCUUCUUGGAUGAGGCAGGUCAAAGGAAGAGUCAUUUCUUCAAAAACGGCCGGCGUCUGAAGCACUUCCUGGUGCCUUUUGGUUCUGGUGCCAGUGAGUGUCCUGGACGGUUCUUUGCAGUAAAUGAGAUUAAACAGUUCCUGGCAUUGGCACUGUGGCACUAUGAUAUGCAACUCAGUGAAACUGAUGCCACCCUGAUUCCAGACAGUACCCGUGCAGGCCUUGGUAUACUGCCACCCUCACGAGAUGUGCUUCUCAGAUACAGAAAAUUGAACACUGCAGGAGGAGAGUAAAAAUAGGAAAUAAAUGCACACCAACUGGAUACGGACAAAGAACUUGUAGAGGAUGGAAAAGAAGGGAUGGAGUGAAAUGGCAGGCAUCUAAAAUAUGUUAAAUGAUGGUUCAGUUUGUUGUAGUUGGGCCUUUAUUUCUUGACAGUUUAAGACUAUUUCUUUUCAUUUUCAUGCAAAAAUAUGAUAUUAGUAAAAAUGUAGCAUUUUUCACAAUUGGUCCUAAUUUCACAGCAGCACAGAAGUACCUGCGUAAUAGCAACUAUACAGCUUCUGUAAGAUUGGUUGAACAUAAUGGUUGACUUUUUAUAGAUUUGACUCCAGUUACAUUUGGCAUCAAAUCGCAUUCAUUAUUGGAUCAGAUGACUUGCAGCACAAUUUCCUUCACACACAAAAGAGGUGCUAACAGGGCGUUUUACUGGGAGUUCAGUUUUCAUAAACAGUGCCUUCUUUAAAAAAAGAACAAAAGCAGAGCAUCCAGUCCAUUUUUCCUUUUUCGACUGUUAUAUUUAAGGAGAUUAGUAUGUGUAAAUCAGGACAGAACCUGACUGUUACUCUGAAGUUAUCAUGAUCAAUACAAUAUUUUUUAUGAAUGAAAACACCUGUGCUACAGUCAUAGACACAUUCUGAACUUUUGGCAACAUUCUUGUCAUAUGCACAUUAUUACAACAUAAUCAAUUCAUAGAAAAAUCAACGUCAAUUUUUAUAUUUGCUUGCAUGCAACAUUUUCAUGUGUGCAUUUUGCUUAUUUUGCAUCGCACUGAUUUGGGAAAAAAGGAAAUCUGAUCAGGUUUAGGGCAAUCUGGCUGUGUUAGAGUGCAUUUGAACAUUAGGUGUAAGAACAGGGUUUGUAUGCACCAGUUGUAAAUCUCUGCUAUAUGUUUAUCAUGUUGUUUAUCUGUUUAUGCUUUUAUUUUAAUAUUGGUUGACCUUAAUAAAUAAGCAUUUCAUUUGUUUUAUAUUUUUAUUAUUUCUUUCUAAAAUUUUUAAAUGGCUUUCCCAACAACAAGACUUUGGUUACAGGGGUUGUAUGUCAUGAAUAAGUCUGUAACUGCUCAUACAUGUAAAAAUAAAAAAGAGUUAAUAAAAUUUAGAAAUUCUUUAACAUUU